CUCGAACGGCACACAUCGUCUCUUGACCCACCACACGACUUAAUUUCAACGUACCUGUGUAAUAAAGUAAAGUUUUGUGGUGUAUUUAAGUUGACUAAUUUUCUCUAUAGACAUGAGCAUCUUUAUCUUUCACGGGUUUCUUUUAUUAUGCUUCGUCCAGGUCACGAUACCGAAUGUUGAGGUGCUGAAUUUAGCGGAAAUCGCGACAAAUAUAGACCUAAAUUCGCCCCAAAAGUGCCGUUACAGCAGAGCUAAUUCGAUACUGGAAGCGCGAUGCUCCAAUCUAGAUUUGCAGAAAAUCCCUUUAGAUUUGAAGACGAAUAUACAGGUACUGGAUUUUAACAGUAAUCGAGUGAGGGAACUGAAAAACGACAGUCUGCAACCUUACAAUAAACUGGCCUUCAUCUAUCUAGGUUACAAUUUAAUCCGUAAAAUCGAAGAGGCAGCCUUUGCUAAUCAGCCUUACCUGGAGGUGCUGGAUCUCACGGACAACAAUUGCCGCAAUCUGCCCAAGAGUCUUUUCCAAUUGCCGUAUCUUCGCACGCUCUACCUCAGUCACAACGAGUUCACCGAUUCCGUAUUCAAGGUCAAUGUCACCUCGCCCCUUAGACUGCUGCACCUGACCAAUAACAAGCUAAAUAAGAUCCCAAACAUAGGUGUCCAGCCGACCCUUCUUAAUCUCGAUGUGUCCGAUAACUUCAUCACCUCAAUCAGCACCGAAGAUCUGGCGCCGUUCUGCUCGCUGAAGGAGCUUGAUUUGAUCGGGAAUAGCAUAAGUUUUAAAGCGGGCAGCUGCAAUUGUCACACUUUCAACGCCUGGGUGAAACUGCGGAAAAUCAAGAUGCAGCCCAAUUAUCUCUACAAAUGUAUCAAUUCACCGACUCUGAACAAGGCUUGCGCCAACGUGACAUUUAGCAAUCGGACGUACGAGUUAUAUCACGAGUGCUUGGCAAUGAUGCACCAGAAGAUGAAGACCGAGCAGGCUCGAUCGUUCUUGAUACGUGUCGCUUUGUCCAUCUCGGUAUUCCUCUUCGUGGUGUUCGUGGCGUUGUUUUGCGUGUGCAAGCGGAACCGUAGGCAGCGCAGAAGGCAGAAGGAGCAGCUGACGGUAAAUAAUGACAACAUGAAACUGCUCAACAGCAACCUGACAAUAAUUAAUGAAAUAUUGGUCGAUAGAAUGCAGAAUUCUGUAAGAAGGACGUGAUAAAAGUGUAAAAUCCUAGUCAAAAAUAAUCCGUCAAUUAGACAUUGAUUAAAAGUCCAACAUAUUUUAUUCGAUAUUUCUGGCUUCUGGAUGAUAAUUAAUAACGUCUUUGUUCAAGAGGCUAUAUAAUAUAUAUAUCUCACUCUCUCUCAGAAAUUUGUAAUACAUUUUUAAAAAAUGACAAUCGUGCCAGAUGUGGCAUUCGAGCUAUUAUAUAAUCUUACGUUAAUAAUAUUUAUUGAACAUUGCGCGAGCUGUUUUAAAGAUGAUCAGAUACAAACUGAGGCACGUAGGUAUAUAUUCGUUUAAAUUCUCUGUAAAUCCUCAGUCGAUUAAACACUUUUAAUAAUCACAAAC
Molecule: messenger RNA, 1561 nt
Organism: Nylanderia fulva
Lineage: Eukaryota; Metazoa; Arthropoda; Insecta; Hymenoptera; Formicidae
Product: leucine-rich repeat-containing protein 3-like
Molecular function (GO): protein binding
Source: RefSeq, a predicted model, not a curated record